Molecule: messenger RNA, 1386 nt
Organism: Pogoniulus pusillus (Red-fronted tinkerbird)
Lineage: Eukaryota; Metazoa; Chordata; Aves; Piciformes; Lybiidae
Gene: CDK1
Product: cyclin dependent kinase 1
Exons: 9
Coding region: 262-1182 (306 amino acids)
Biological process (GO): G2/M transition of mitotic cell cycle; mitotic G2 DNA damage checkpoint signaling; protein phosphorylation
Cellular component (GO): nucleus
Molecular function (GO): ATP binding; cyclin-dependent protein serine/threonine kinase activity
Source: RefSeq, a predicted model, not a curated record
GCGCGCGGCUAGUUCGAAUGUGCAGCGCCUGCCCCUCAGCGGUCUCCGGGACGUCCUUGCGGCGGGGAGUGGGUUCGGCGGUGGCGCCUCAGGUGUUGCGACGUGUGACAGCAGGGUAGGAGCUAGGCCGAAAGGGAAGCGUGCUCCUGUUUCGCCUGCGCGGUUAGCGGGCUAGGGGAGAACACUCGCUGCUUUCCCCGCUUCGUCAGCGACUGCCUGAGCUCGGAAGCCUUCUCUGGAGCUGCAGGGAUAACUGUAACAAUGGAAGAUUACACAAAAAUAGAGAAGAUUGGGGAAGGUACCUAUGGUGUUGUGUAUAAAGGUCGGCACAAAACCACAGGCCAAGUGGUUGCAAUGAAGAAAAUACGUCUAGAAAGUGAGGAAGAAGGUGUUCCAAGUACUGCUAUCCGAGAAAUUUCUUUAUUAAAAGAGCUGCAUCAUCCCAAUAUAGUCUGUCUUCAGGAUGUUCUUAUGCAGGAUUCAAGACUGUACCUCAUCUUCGAAUUCCUUUCCAUGGAUCUCAAGAAAUACUUGGAUACUAUUCCAUCUGGCCAAUAUUUGGAUCGUUCACGUGUUAAGAGUUAUUUGUAUCAAAUCUUGCAAGGUAUUGUCUUCUGCCAUUCAAGAAGAGUUCUCCACAGAGACCUAAAACCUCAGAAUCUCUUAAUAGAUGACAAGGGAGUGAUUAAACUGGCAGAUUUUGGAUUGGCUCGAGCCUUUGGAAUUCCAGUGCGUGUAUACACUCAUGAAGUAGUGACUCUGUGGUACAGAUCUCCAGAGGUGUUGCUAGGAUCUGCUCGUUACUCAACUCCCGUAGAUAUAUGGAGCAUAGGUACCAUAUUUGCUGAGCUGGCAACUAAAAAGCCACUUUUCCACGGGGACUCAGAAAUUGACCAGCUCUUCAGAAUCUUCAGAGCUUUAGGAACCCCCAACAAUGAUGUAUGGCCUGAAGUGGAAUCUCUGCAGGAUUAUAAAAACACAUUCCCAAAAUGGAAACCUGGCAGCCUUGCAACACAAGUCAAAAACUUAGAUGAAGAUGGACUUGAUCUGCUGUCUAAAAUGCUGACUUAUGACCCUGCAAAAAGAAUUUCUGGCAAAAUGGCCUUGAACCAUCCAUAUUUUGAUGACUUGGACAAAUCUACUCUUCCUGCUCAUCUGAUUAAUAAUAGACCUUUGGACUAAAUCAACCAGAGAGAAAUAAUUGUGAUUUCUUUCAAGUACUUCUGUAACUUUUUUAUCUCUUUCUGCUCUAAAGCUGUUCAGUUUGUUUUGGAUUUUAAGUGUUAUGUAAAUAUUAACCUAUUAGUGUUGAUUUAAAAUACAAUGCAAAUAUUGCUGCCAUUACUGCAGCGAUGUUUCUAUAAAUAAAGCUUUACAUUCAGAGAA